Salvia miltiorrhiza (redroot sage) is the source of this 1143-nucleotide messenger RNA. Its product is annotated as probable aquaporin NIP-type. The coding region runs from base 105 to 941 and encodes 278 amino acids. NCBI's taxonomy places the organism in Eukaryota, Viridiplantae, Streptophyta, Magnoliopsida, Lamiales, Lamiaceae. The transcript has 5 exons. Gene Ontology annotation, molecular function: channel activity. Gene Ontology annotation, cellular component: membrane. Gene Ontology annotation, biological process: transmembrane transport. The record is from RefSeq and is a predicted model, not a curated record.
CUCACAUUCUUUUCUUUUUCUUUUGGUUUUCCAAAACACCUAACCAACAUAUAAAAAAAGAAAAAAAAGAAGAAAAAAUCAAAAUUGAAAAAAAGAAAGAGAAAAUGGCUGCGCACGGUCGAGAUAUAGACGGCCUGGAAGAAGGCGCGGUUCGAUCAGCAGAGGAAAAUUACAGAAAAAGUUUAAAUGAUGAGGGCUCCACCUUCUUUACCUCAGCUAACGUUGUUGUUAUGAUUCAAAAAGUGAUUGCCGAGGCCGUUGGGACCUACUUCUUGAUAUUUGUAGGGUGUGGGUCAGUUGCUUUGAAUAAAAUCUAUGGUACAAUUACAUUUCCAGGAGUAUGCUUGGCGUUUGGCGUGGUUGUUAUGGUCAUGGUCUACUCCGUCGGCCAUAUCUCCGGCGCCCAUUUCAACCCGGCGGUAACCAUCACUAUGGCCUUUUUCCGGCAAUUCCCCAUCAGACAGGUACCGCUGUACAUAUUGGCACAGUUGCUGGGGGCAAUUCUUGCAAGUGGGACAUUGUACCUUUUGCUAGAUGUGGAUGAUGAAUCUUUCUUUGGUACUACACCAGUGGGGUCCCACAUUCAAUCCCUGGUCAUGGAGUUUAUUGCCUCGUUUCUCUUGAUGUUUGUCAUCUCUGGCGUUGCCACUGACAACAGAGCUAUUGGAGAAAUGGCAGGAAUUGCCAUUGGAAUGACUCUACUAAUCGGUGUUCUAAUCGCUGGGCCAAUUUCUGGAGGUUCAAUGAAUCCUGCGAGAACAAUUGGACCAGCUUUGAUCCUGCACAAAUAUACAGGUAUUUGGGUAUACAUAGCUGGGCCUCUUUUGGGCACAGUGUUGGGUGGAUUUGUAUACAAUUUGAUCAGAUUCACAGACAAACCACUUAAAGAAGUCGCUAAAUCCUCCGCGACUUUCCUCAAGAGUGCUUCUAGAGUCUUCUAGCUUCAACUGCAUCUACACGUGCGAUCAUUUUUGAGUGUUAGAGAUCAGAUGCAUGCAGCUUCAAAUCAAGGCUAUUUACUAAAUGUACUAUAAUUAACUUGUAUAUACCACAAGUGCAAUACUUGUCAAUUGGCUGUACAAAUCGAUAUGUAUGCAAAUUUUUGUUACAUUUUCAUUAAUUAUUUCCUACUGUUUGAAGAAA